Drepanopeziza brunnea f. sp. 'multigermtubi' MB_m1 is the source of this 534-nucleotide messenger RNA. RefSeq lists its product as uncharacterized. The record is from RefSeq and is a predicted model, not a curated record. NCBI's taxonomy places the organism in Eukaryota, Fungi, Ascomycota, Leotiomycetes, Helotiales, Drepanopezizaceae.
AUGUCCAAGAUAACAUCUAAAAACCUCCACUACGACGACACCCUCCCUCCAUUUCUCGCGCGCCUGCAUGCCAACAAUGACGCAGGAGACGGCAGACACGAGUACACCGUCGCGCGGCCAAAGAAAACGCGCACCGCCGAAGACGAGGCGGAGGACGAGCCGGUGUACUUCGACGAGGGGAGCGGGGAGACGCUGACGAAGAGUGAGUGGGAAGCUAGAGAAGCUGGAGAGGAUGUGGAAAGAUGUGUCGAGGGGAGUAUUGAAGCUGGGAAGAAGGGGGGUUUAGGGAAGGCUGAUAUUGGCAAGGAGAAGAUUGCUGGGAUCGGGGGAGGCAAGAAGAGGAAGGCGGGAAAGGUUGUGGGAGCGGAGGAUGAGGAUGAUGAGGAUGGGGAUGGGUAUGCGCCGGAGAAGUUCUACGCAGAGAAGAAAGAUGCCACAGCAAAGACUCCGAGUACAUCAACUAAGAAGACGGAGAAGGGUAAGCCGGGGAAGAAGGCGAAGAAGAUCAAAUUGAGCUUCGGUGAUGACGACUAA